UCUCUCUCUCUCUCUCUCUCUCUCUCUAACACACACACACAUACACCUGUGCGUAGACAUACAGCGAUGCCACUCCUCCGUCACCGGACCGGAAUAUACUCAGAUGUUGAAUUUGUAUCCAUAACAACCGCUCGCGCGAGUAAAACCUAAACGCUUUAACACGACCCGUCUUGUGUUUGUCCUGCAGGCUGAGGAUGUUUGUAUACUCAUUCGGUUCAGUUUAAAGGAAGUCAAACGGAUUGAGUAACAGGAGAGGAGCUGAACGGAACGGACUGGAACCUGUACGGUGUUUUGUUUAUUUUUUUUCACCCUAACUGCGACCAUUUACGCAUCUCAGCUGAGAACUCCAGUGCUGAACGUCCGCAGGAAUUAUCCUUCUCUCUCUCUCUCUCUCUCUCUCUCUCUCUCUCUCUCUCGCUCGCUCGCUCACACACACACGCACACACACAAGCGCGCGCGCGCUGCCUCCUCAACCGAAGUGGCUCUGCUGCGGAACCCCUAAAUCUUCACUGAUCUUAUGAUUUUGAAUGUAUUUCCGUCCCGGGAGAUCUGAUCAGCCCUGAGCGUCUUCAAGACUGCAAUGCCCGGCCAGUGAGCAGUUUGCGCGUCGGCUCUUCUUCGUGCGCGGUGCAGCAUGGCUCCGUGCCGCAGGGGCCGCGGCGGGCGGGAGAUUUCGGUUUUUCUGUCCGGAUGUCUGCUCCUAUCCGCCGCCGCUGCGAAGGUGUGCAACGACUACACGCGGCACAGUGCGGACACCGCCUGGUCCUCCAAGGACGUGCCGAUCAUGGUGCUGAUGCCGAUGAACGAGUCGGCGCUGAUGAGCAGCAUCAGCCAAGGCAUCGAGCCCGCCGUGCAGCUCGCCAUCCGGCACAUCCGCGAGUCACAGCAGUACUCCUUUUCACUCAUCACGAAAAUCUACGACACCGAGUGUGACAAUGCAAAGGGAUUAAGGGCCUUCUUCGACGCAAUCUGCUAUGGUCCCAAACAUUUAAUGAUCUUUGGAGGAGUGUGUCCAUCAGUGACGUCUAUUAUUGCUGAAUCGUUAGAGGGAUGGAACCUGGUGCAGCUUUCUUUUGCCGCAACGACGCCAGUCCUGGCAGAUAAGAAGAAGUACCCUAACUUUUUCAGGACUGUUCCUUCAGACAACGCGGUCAAUCCAGCUGUUGUGAAAUUCCUCAACUACUACAACUGGAGCAGAGUGGGCACCUUGACUCAGGAUGUCCAGAGGUUCUCAGAGGUGCGCAACGAUUUGACCAACGAGCUUGAGAAGGCAGAUAUCCAGAUAGCAGACACUGAGAGCUUUUCUAACGACCCCUGUGUUAAUGUGAAUAAACUGAAGGACAAUGAUGUGAGGAUCAUCAUUGGCCAGUUUGAUGAGAACCUGGCCUCUAAAGUCUUCUGUUGUGCCUAUAACCUGAACAUGUAUGGCAGUAAGUAUCAGUGGAUCAUUCCAGGAUGGUACCAAGGCAAUUGGUGGGAGCAGGCAAACUCUACCAACUGCACCACCAAGAAACUGCUUACUGCUAUGGAGGGCUACAUAAGUGUGGACUUUGAGCCUCUCAGUGCCAAACGGAUUAAAGGAAUCUCUGGAAGGACACCCCAAGAAUAUGAGCGGGAGUACAACAGAGAGCGAGAGCAAAAAGGAGUUGAGGCCAGCAAAUUUCACGGUUUUGCCUAUGAUGGCAUCUGGGUGAUUGCGAAGACACUAAGCCGUGUAAUGGAGCUUCUCCCUCAGAAGAGGCAUGACAUUUACCAUAACAAGACCAUGGAUGACCGGGAGGUGGGAAAGUUAGUGCUGGAUGUGAUGAACGAAACCAACUUCUUCGGAGUGACGGGUCAGGUGAUGUUCAGGAAUGGAGAGCGCAUGGGAACUAUCAAAUUCACACAGUUUCAAGAGGGCCAGGAAGUAAAGGUUGGAGAGUACAAUGCCAUCGCCGACAUCCUGGAUCUUAUCAACAACACCAUCAGGUUUCAAGGUGUGGAGCCUCCCAAAGACCGGACAUUUGUACGUCUGGAGCGACGCCAUAUCAACGUACCACUUUACAGCAUCCUAUCCACCAUCACUAUCCUUGGCAUGCUCAUGGCAGGCGCCUUCCUCUUCUUCAACAUCAAAAACCGAAACCACAGACUCAUCAAAAUGUCCAGUCCUUACAUGAACAACCUGAUCAUCCUGGGAGGCAUGCUGUCCUACGCUUCCAUCUUCCUCUUUGGCCUGGACGGCUCUUUUGUCUCAGACCAAGCGUUCGAGACCUUGUGCACAGUUCGCACAUGGAUUCUCAUCGUGGGUUACACGACAGCGUUUGGAGCCAUGUUUGCGAAGACCUGGAGAGUACAUGCCAUUUUCAAGAAUGUAAAAAUGAAGAAGAAGAUUAUCAAGGACCAGAAGCUGCUGAUCAUUGUAGGAGGAAUGCUGCUAAUUGAUCUGUGCAUCCUCAUAUGCUGGCAAAUUGUGGAUCCCCUGAAGAGGACAGUGGAAAUGUACAGCUUGGAGGCGGACCCUCAGGGGCGAGACAUGGCUAUCCGGCCCUUCCUGGAGCACUGUGAGAACACACAUAUGACCAUUUGGCUUGGGAUCGUCUAUGCCUACAAAGGCCUCCUUAUGUUGUUUGGUUGUUUCCUGGCCUGGGAGACGAGGAACGUCAGCAUCCCUGCUCUGAAUGACAGCAAGUACAUCGGGAUGAGUGUGUACAAUGUGGGAAUCAUGUGCAUCAUCGGUGCAGCUGUAUCCUUCCUGACGCGGGAUCAGCCCAAUGUGCAGUUCUGCAUCGUAGCACUGGUCAUUAUUUUCUGCAGCACAAUCACACUCUGUUUGGUGUUUGUGCCAAAGCUUAUCACGAUGAGGACAAAUCCAGAUGCAGCCACCCAGAACCGGCGACUGAAGUUCACCCAGAACCAGAAAAAGGAAGACUCAAAGACAUCCACAUCAGUGACCAGCGUUAACCAGACCAACACAUCUCGCCUGGACGGCCUGCAAGCGGACAACCAUCGCCUCAGGAUGAGGAUCACAGAGUUGGAUAAGGAGUUAGAGGAGGUGACCAUGCAGCUUCAGGACACGCCAGAGAAAACCCCGUAUAUCAAACAGAACCACUAUCAGGACGUCAACAACAUCCUGAGCAUUCGCAAUUUCACAGACGGCAAAGAUGGUGAGAAAACCGUUUUGAAAAAUCAUCUGGAGCAGAAACCACAAGCACUGAGGGGAUCCAUGGAUCCUUCUAGAAUAAGCAGAGGCCCGCUAGAGGACAUAAACUCGCCAGAACACAUACAACGCAGGCUGUCGUUGCAGCUGCCCAUCCUGCACCACGCUUACUUACCCUCCAUAGGAGGGGUGGACGCCAGCUGCAGUCCCAACAGCAGCCCGGCCUCAAGUCCCCGCCACAGACACAUGCCCCCUUCCUACAGGGUCAUGGUCUCUGGCCUGUGAGUCCUACCACAGCUUUUGCGCUCUGAGGAACAGAUCUCCGUUUGAAAUCCAACAGACUGAGCCACAUCAGCAAUGAACGGAAGUGUGUGAGUGACCUGGGGGGGUCCUCCUCGUACAUACAUCCACGACCCUCCUCCCAUCUACGUCUACGUCAGAACAAAACUGAUUCUUCAGGCUGUGAGGGGGAUUUGGGGGGAGGGUUGGUUUGGGGCGGGGGAGGCAUCAAGUCAUCCGGUCAUCCUCACACAUCCACGGUGCCCACCAAGAUCUGCAUUUCACCUCCUACUCUUUCCCUCUAACCGGUCUCCCAGUCCCAGACAACUAUAGAUGCAACAGGGGAUGCCAGCUGAGCUAGCCUUAUCAACUUCCAUGGGUGUUUUCACAAUUCUCCCUGUUCUUGGACCCUUUGUCAACUCAUUAGUCUUCAGUAGCUCACAACACUGACCAUCCAGAAGCAUCCUGUUCAGCACUCUAACAAACACCACAGUACACAUGAGAGCAAGCUGUCAUCAUGCCGGGAAAACAACGAUUUGGGGUAGGAUUCGGGUAAGACUGGGCACUCCUGAAAAUGGCCUCUGAAGAUCUUUGAAAGACUGUCGACCAAACAGAAAACGUUUGGUGCAGCUUUCCUGGCACUGAUUAGGUGUUCACACGGCGUGGAAAAGUGUUAGCUUGUUGCUUGUACAACUGCCUCACAGGGAAAGCGAGCCAGUUGUAGUUUCUGUUAACCUUAACAAGCAAACGUCACAGCACACCAGUGGCCAGGGCUUUUGCCAUAAAAAGGUCCUCUGUUCACUGAUCACGAUAGUAGAUUUGGAGCAAAUAUCUAAAAUAACAACCAAACUAAACUGGCUAUCUGGUCAGUAAACUGGCCACUAAGAGCGGGUAAAAGCAGGGACACUGUGUAGUCAAGCAAAUGAGGCCUCAUGAUAUCCUUAGACAAGACAAAUAGCUCUCUGGAAAACCCUGUAUGAGUGUUAACACUCAUAUGGAAGUGCAGGAGUGCAGUAAGAGCCUGAGGUCCAGUCUUCCAUUUUAUCAAAGUGUAUGGGCCGAUAGUCAAAAAACACAGCUGAAAGAUCAUUCCUCUGUGUGUACGGACUUUGGCACACAAAUAGUCAUCUCUCAAUGUGAUCCAUUAAUGGCUCUAAACAGAAGUGACAUCGGAGAUGUAGAUAGCAUUGGGUGAAAAAUGCGUCUUUAUGGAAUGCUCAUUAGUCAACGCAAAGUGAUGACACGUCCUCAUGGAGAAAUAAAGCAGUUCGAUUUGCUGCACAAUAAUGGCUGGAUCCAAUAAGUGAAAUGGUCCCAAUGGUGUAACCUCAUUGCAGAGUUUUUUUUCUCCUGAUCACAGCAAGUGAAACAUCUUUACAAAAAUUGUUGUAGCUUGAGCCAAAACAGGGCCUGGAUGGAGAGCCUGCUGUCUGUUGCACAUCAUUCACACACAUCGAGGACUCGAUCACAAGCCUCUGAGGUGCAGGAGGAAAUUCUGCUGCCGUCCCCAUGUGGCACUGGGACAUACAUUACCUGGCACUUAGCAACAGAGAACAUACCUCAUAGUUGCUAUAGAAAUGUAACUGUGUGCUGUGAACUUUGCACAAAUGUCUCACAGAUAUAGAGCGUCUAGCUGUUGUCAUAUUUUUUUGUAAACCUAUAUCAAGACAACAAAAGAAUUGUAUUCGAAAUGCAAAAUAUUGGAAUAAGCUAAGUAUCACCAUUCUCAAGAACAAUUUCCUUUCUGCAGAUAUUUCACCGUCGGUGUCUUGGAUUUUGUUUAUGUUUUUUUUUUUGUUGCGUUUGUCGAAUGCCGUGCCUGUGAUCUUGUACAUGGAGCCAGAUGGACACUAUAGUGCUGAUUGGUCAGAUUAAUAUAAGUAACUAUUUGAUAAAGUAACACAUCCUGAGUGUCUUUGAUAGGUUUGGUUUAUUGGUGUGCUAGAGACAAAACAAAACUGUUAGGGUUUUUUUUUUUUCUGAAUUUAUUUUUCAGUGUACAUUAACAUCUAAGAGGACCACAUGCUAACCGCCGAGGCUGUUAGUGAGCUCGAAUCAUAGUGAGACAGACCUUUAAACAUAAAGCAAAAACUUCAUAAUGCCACGGCGCCUCUGCCUCUGACACUCUCUCCAGGAUGCUCUCCUGUCCUUGGGUUUCAUUUUUAAGCAUAUUUGUGAAAGUACAGCACUGUUUAGAUUCGUUUCUGAACGUUCUUUUCCAAGGAGGUAAGAAAUGAGUUCCAAAUCAUCAUUACAUACAGCACUUGAAUCACUAAGUUUGUCACUCUGCUGUAUUGUAAUAGAUUCGUCAUGGAUAUGAAUUAUUUUGAAGUCACAUGACUCUAAGCCAUUGCACACACUGUUUGGUUUGGUGGAAUUUACUCAGUUUCUCCCAGCAGUUGUUCUAUGAAACACGAUUAACACAGAAUUGAGAUAAAUGUCUAAAAAAAAAAAAAAAAGGGCAGUUUCUCUCCAACCACGAAGCCUGUUUGACAAUUUGUGGAUACUUCUUGGAUUUUUGUAAAUCCAUAUGAUGUGUUGUCAUUCUUCUUUCCCUUCUCUAGUGCAGUGAAAGUGGUUGUAAAAGGGCUCCCUAACGUUCACCUACUCAUUCUUAGGGGAUUUAAUUUUAUUUUUUUCUUUAAGGUGAAACUCUGGAGCUCAGGAGUAUUGAUGAUAAACCCCAAUUCCUCUAAACGAUCCCCUACUUCUGUUCUCCAGUGUUUAGCUUUUUCUUUGUAACAGAAUAUUAGUGAAAAAUAUAUUUAAGUAUAAAGUAACCCAUAUCAUUUUGGCUUAUUAUUAAUUGAGUCAAAUCAAAUACGCUCAUUUACUUACACUGAACAACCGAACCCAAUUACUUUGCUUAUUAAUACUCUGUUACAACAUUUCUGUUUAUUCUAUGAAAACAUUUCCUUUAUUUAUCAAUCCGGAAGGAAUACUCAUAAUAUUUGCAUCUGUGACAGAAAAAAACAAAACAAUAAAAAGGUGGUAAAUUUACAUACAUUACCCAAAGGUGUGAUUAUAUUCUAAUAAAUGUUUAGAACUGAUUUUCUAAUUUGCAUUUUUUUGUCAGCUCCACGCAUGGUAUCCUAUGCAUAUAUUGUAGAAUUUAUUUUCCAAAUUCUAACAAAUGCACAUUUCUGAAAGUGGCAAUAAUUAGCUCCAGGCUGUUCAGACAGAUCUACCGAAGUCAUAUCACCCUCAAAAAAGUGUGCGUGAAAAGCCAGGUGGAAAUCAUAAGAAAUAAAACCUCUGCACAGGAAUAUAGACAGUUUCUCUGAAACUAAUAUAUGGGGGAUAAAAAAAAAAAAAAAAAAAAAAAAGCUCUGUGCUGACCACAAAUUAUUUAUAUGGCAACCGCAAACUUUGAUUUGUCUGUCAGUGUCCUUCAUGGUAAUGAUGAGUACUGUGAAUUUUAAAAACAUACUCUUGUUGAUUCUCUGGGGAAAUCAGUACGAGACCAAACCACCGGGUUAUUUUUCUUUGGGAAUUUUCUUUUGAAGUGUUAUGUAAUAUUAAUGGAAAUCAUCGAGCGUGUCUGUGUGUGCAUGUGUAUGUGUGUGUAUUGAUCAAACACACAGUUUACGCGAUACAGAGGUACAAAAAAAAGAAAAAGAAAAAAAAAGAAAGAAGCAGCACUGAAAUCUGAUUUACGGAGUGUCUUCUUGUUACAGGCAAUAAACUCGGGAACCAAGUCGGUCUUGGUUGGAACUCUUGGUCACGUUGUCAUGUUACUCACAAAUCGUUUAACACUGGACGACAGUUACUGGGGCAAAAAAGAUGGUAAGCCUGGACUACUGAAGGCUUUCAGGGAGGUAAAUAGUGUGUGUGUAUUGACCGUGACAAUGUGUAACAAUAAGAGCGCCUCCUCAAUACCCCCCAAAAAGCACGAAGGACUAUUUCUGAUGUAUAUAAUGUAUACAACACAUUUUUUUUCUGUAGAGGUAUUAAUCUAUGAUAGUGAGGGGACAUUACAAAUGACUAAAAAAAAAAUUUACAGAAUGUCAACGGUGAGUGUGUAUGUCUGUUUGCCACUCUGUGAAAAUGUGCCGUCUCCAAGUUUACAUAUCGCUAUAAGAAACUAUUUAUUCUGUGCUGAAAGACUUUUCUUUUGGGUUUUUUUUUUUUUUGGUUUUGUUUUUAGUUCACAGAACAUCGGUGCCCAUCACGAUCAAAAUGAUUCACUACUGACCUUUUUGUUUUUUUGUUUUUUGUUUUUAUAUCCAGUAAAUUUUUGCCAGUGUACACUUCUGUGCUCCACAACUGUCCUGAGCAGUGUGUUUGUACUAGCACAAAACACACACCGGAGCUCUUGAAGAAUCAACGUGGAUGUGCUCAUUUCAUAUUCUUGUACCCUUAAACUGCAUGGAAAUCAUAACAUUUUUAAUAAAUUAUUG
Molecule: messenger RNA, 7815 nt
Organism: Hemibagrus wyckioides
Lineage: Eukaryota; Metazoa; Chordata; Actinopteri; Siluriformes; Bagridae
Gene: gabbr2
Product: gamma-aminobutyric acid (GABA) B receptor, 2
Exons: 19
Coding region: 635-3421 (928 amino acids)
Biological process (GO): G protein-coupled receptor signaling pathway; gamma-aminobutyric acid signaling pathway
Cellular component (GO): G protein-coupled receptor heterodimeric complex; membrane
Molecular function (GO): G protein-coupled GABA receptor activity
Source: RefSeq, a predicted model, not a curated record